Molecule: messenger RNA, 1821 nt
Organism: Anastrepha ludens (Mexican fruit fly)
Lineage: Eukaryota; Metazoa; Arthropoda; Insecta; Diptera; Tephritidae
Gene: AsnRS
Product: asparagine--tRNA ligase, cytoplasmic
Exons: 5
Coding region: 86-1753 (555 amino acids)
Biological process (GO): asparaginyl-tRNA aminoacylation
Cellular component (GO): cytoplasm
Molecular function (GO): nucleic acid binding; ATP binding; asparagine-tRNA ligase activity
Source: RefSeq, a predicted model, not a curated record
AACGUGGUAGUGCGUUUCACUUUCUUUAGUACUUCAUUUCAUUGGAGCUGAUGCAAUUUUAUUUCCAGUUGGUAUAGUUUUCACAAUGGCCUCCGAAGUUUCUGCAAUUGAUGGAAUUUAUACUUCUGAAAAGAAUGGUAGUGACGAAAAUGGCAAUGGCACGAAAGAAAAUCCAUACAAAACAAUACUACAAGCAAUGCGUCAUGCAAAAGCUGAGCCCUUCCCUACAAUAUACGUCGAUAGCAAAGAUUUAAAAGCUGAAAGUCAAUACGAGGUGGCUGCGAAAUCACAGUUGAAAAAAAUACUUAAAAUUUUUACACGGGAAAGCUAUAAGAAUGUAGAAAAACAACAAAGAGAAUCCGAAGAUGCGGAGAAGCGAGCGCAAAACUUGGAGGAGGCUCGGAAAAUUAAGAUUUCUGAGGAUACUAGCCUACCAGUGGCACGUAAAAUAAAAAUUUGUCACGGUGAGGAAUAUCGUGGUGAACGCGUUAAGAUUUACGGUUGGUUGCAUCGUUUGCGUCGACAGGGAAAAGGCUUAAUUUUCAUAACCUUACGAGAUGGUACAGGAUUUCUUCAGUGCGUGCUUGUAGAUCGGCUCUGCCAAACCUAUGAAGCUCUUGUAUUAACUACAGAGAGCUCUGUACUCUUAUUCGGGGUACUGAAGCCGGUACCUGCUGGCAAAUCGGCACCAGGUGGACAUGAAUUGAUUGUGGAUUACUGGGAAUUAAUUGGCUUGGCCCCAGCUGGAGGAGCGGAAAGCAUUUUAAAUGAAGAGGCUCAUCCAGAUGUGCAGUUGGACAAUCGCCACAUUAUGAUUCGCGGUGAAAACACAUCCAAGGUGUUGAAAAUGAGAUCGGUAGUAAUGCAAGCUUUUCGUGGACACUUUUUCGACCAUGACUAUAUCGAAGUGUCACCGCCAACUUUAGUGCAGACACAAGUUGAAGGAGGAUCUACCCUAUUUAAGUUGCAAUAUUUUAGUGAGGAGGCAUACCUAACUCAAAGUUCUCAGCUAUAUUUGGAGACUUGCUUGCCAGCACUUGGAGAUGUUUUCUGUAUUGCGCAGAGUUAUCGUGCAGAGCAAAGCCGAACACGGCGUCACUUAGCCGAAUAUACGCAUAUUGAAGCCGAAUGUCCUUUCGCUACAUUCGAGGACUUAUUGAAUCGAUUAGAGGAUUUAGUGUGCGAUGUGGUGGAUCGAAUUUUAAAAUCGCCAUGGGGGCACAUUGUGCAAGAACUCAACCCUGACUUUAAACCCCCAAAAAGACCUUUCCGGCGCAUGAACUAUGCCGAUGCUAUUAAAUGGUUAAAAGAAAACAAUGUGACUAAAGAUGAUGGUACCUUCUAUGAAUUUGGCGAGGACAUACCGGAAGCUCCAGAACGCAAAAUGACUGAUACAAUUAACGAACCAAUUAUGCUAUGCCGCUUUCCUGUAGCUAUUAAAUCAUUCUACAUGUCAAAAUGUGCGGAAGAUCCUAACUUGACCGAGAGCGUCGAUGUACUUCUGCCCAAUGUUGGCGAGAUUGUUGGUGGUUCUAUGAGGAUAAAUGACUAUGACGAGUUGCUGAAAGGUUACGCUCGUGAAGGGAUUGAUCCAACUCCGUAUUAUUGGUAUACUGAUCAACGAGUGUACGGCACUCAACCACAUGGCGGUUAUGGUUUAGGGCUUGAACGUUUCCUCUGCUGGUUACUCAAUCGCUAUCAUAUUCGAGAAGUUUGCCUCUAUCCUCGUUUCCUAGACCGUUGCAAACCAUAAAGUCAUAGAAUUUCGUGUAUAUCAAAAAUAAUACAGCAUAUUGUUUGCAUUUAAAAACUGGAAUUAUU